Molecule: messenger RNA, 249 nt
Organism: Psilocybe cubensis
Lineage: Eukaryota; Fungi; Basidiomycota; Agaricomycetes; Agaricales; Agrocybaceae
Exons: 3
Coding region: 1-249 (82 amino acids)
Source: RefSeq, a predicted model, not a curated record
AUGUCGCAAUAUCCCUUCCGCCAUUCCACAUAUUUCACGGGUGGAGACCCCGUGCAUACCUCCGAGCUUCCGCCAAUGAACAGCACGGAAGAUAUCCUGCAGGAUAUUUUCAUGCGCGAUCGUAAUACUGUGUAUGUCGCUCGUCCGCUGGGGAAGAAGAACCCGUUUAGAAAGGUUGUAAGCUACGUUAAGAACCUUCGACGCGAAUCGCGUAUACUCAUUCCUCGAAAUAUGAGUGUUAUAUUUUGA